GUUUUACAAUACAUAUUGAGCAAACUAAUCGCUAAGUAAAUUCAGUUUGAAAGAGAUUUUAAAGACGGGAUUACAGCCUUAACCUCAAUUUAACAGUCAUUUCAACCGAUGAUUACUGUGUUACUCGGAUAUAGAAUUUGCCAUGUUUACAUUUAGUCGGUGUAUUUGAAGCCAGAUUUUCAUUUACUUCUAUUAUGUAAAGUUUAAAAUCAAUCAAAGUAUGCGUUUAUUGAUAACGUGAAAUAGAAAUUUGGUGAUCGAUUUUAACAGAUUGGUUUUAUUUGGUAUAAACGAACCAAAGUAAAGUUUAUUUCAACAUUAAAAUAAUAUAUUCAUUCAUAAACGGAUUGAUAGAAUUUUGUGACUGAUAAUGGCUUAAUUGGACAAGAAUAUGGCUAACAAAAAGUUUACAGACGAACAACUACAAGAAUUUAAAGAAGCGUUCCAUUUAUUUGACAAAGAUGGGGACAAUACAAUCACUACGCCUGAACUGCUGACUGUGAUGAAAUCUUUAGGUCACAAUCCAAGUCGUGAUGAUAUUAUUGAGAUGAUCAAAGAAGUAGAUAGUAACGGUAAUGGGAAAAUUGAGUUUUCAGAGUUUCUGACGUUAAUGGAAAAGAACAUGAGUUCGUUUGAGUCAGAAGAUUUGAUAAAGGGCGCAUUUAGUGUGAUAGAUCCGCAUGGAGAAGGCUAUAUUACAUUGCAAGGUCUACGCCAGGUUGUACAUGACCUAGGUCUUGACUUCACAGACGAAGAAAUGCGGGACAUGAUAGAGGAAGCAGAUCCGACUGGUGAUGGUCGUGUUAAUUUGGAAGAUUUCGUCAAGAUGAUGACAAGUUCUCAAUAGAGAAUAAAUGCCAGCUAAUUUAAAGAUUCCGUGUUGCCAAUCUAAUUUCGAAGAUACAUAUUUCCAUAACUUUAUAUUUCUUUCUAUGUAUUUAAGGUGUGGAAAC
This is a messenger RNA of Ruditapes philippinarum (Manila clam), 953 nucleotides long. RefSeq names its product calmodulin-A-like. Gene Ontology annotation, molecular function: calcium ion binding. NCBI's taxonomy places the organism in Eukaryota, Metazoa, Mollusca, Bivalvia, Venerida, Veneridae. The transcript is spliced from 6 exons. Bases 392 to 847 code for a protein of 151 amino acids. The record is from RefSeq and is a predicted model, not a curated record.